This is a messenger RNA of Centruroides sculpturatus (bark scorpion), 4541 nucleotides long. RefSeq names its product ETS-like protein pointed (gene pnt). The coding region runs from base 1566 to 2963 and encodes 465 amino acids. NCBI's taxonomy places the organism in Eukaryota, Metazoa, Arthropoda, Arachnida, Scorpiones, Buthidae. Gene Ontology annotation, biological process: cell differentiation; regulation of transcription by RNA polymerase II. The transcript has 7 exons. Gene Ontology annotation, cellular component: nucleus. The record is from RefSeq and is a predicted model, not a curated record. Gene Ontology annotation, molecular function: DNA-binding transcription factor activity, RNA polymerase II-specific; sequence-specific DNA binding.
UUUCUUUAAGGAGUGCUCAAAUAAGUAUUUAUUAUUAUUGGCACAUGUUCAAUUUAUGCUAAAAGCCAAUGAUACAAUCAUUCUCAACAGUUCAUUAUUCGAGGGGUUGUUAAAACGAAAAAAAAAUCACAUAGACUCUAUGCUGCAUAUCGUGCCAUUCAUAGACAUACACUAGAUAAUCUAAUAAGAUUUAAAUAUAAUUAUAACCAAUACAGGAUUUCCCAGAUGAAAUUUCCCAUCUAACAUAACGAUUAGCUAUCAAAUACAACAUCCUUAAACACACACAUUUAUAUGUAACGAAUGCAGGCUCUUCUUUAGAUCAAACCCUUCCUUCCUCUGUGUCUGACUAUUGAUUAACAUAAAACCAAUGUUUCCUCCUCUAUCCGUAUCAAUUAGGAAUUUGAAUAAUUAAAGAAAAACAACAGAUCAGUUAACAUGUAAUGCGAGAAAAAUCACAUUUUUUCUAUGUGAAAAACCAUUAAUUCCGCUACUAAUAAGCAACCAAGCAUGAUGUGUAGCAGGUGCCCAAUGUGUUCAGCGUGUAGAGAAUACUGUGGGAAUCGUUGUACCUUUUUUGUAGCUAUUGAUAUUCCACCCCAUCGUUAUGUAUAAAGUUCGACAGCUGUAACAUAUCCCCCUUUAGAGGAUGAUCACAAAGCAGAAAAUUGACAUUUCUCGGCAUAUUUAAAAAACCCAAAUCGAUUUUCACAUCGUAUAAAUCGAGAAAAAUGUAUAUGUAUAUAUAUAUAAAGUGUACUGUAUAAAACUUUAAAUUCCACUUUAUCUAAGAUUAAGUUAUAAACAAAAAUAAUAGAAACUAAUUAGUGUGUGUUUGUGUGUGAAAGUAUGGUUAUCAGUUAAGGACACACCACAAACACCAAAACAACAGGAAUUAGUGGUGUUACCCUAUCUCGAAAGUGUCAGAAGUUGAUAUAUGUUAGCGGUCAGUGUAUCUAGAAAUAUUCCCCCAAACAUCAUUUUCGAGUGAGGGGUGAUGACACGUCAAACUUCUACUGACUCAGCAUUAACUCUCAUACACUAACUGUUAGAUCUGGCGCGACCUCUAUUUCCUUCCGUUUUGUGAAACCUGCAGUAGAGAGAUAAGGACUAGCCUCGUACCCAGGGCAUAUCGACGCACCCUGGCGUGGCCUAAGGGCAUUGCGAGAACUAAUUUGAAUAUAAUGUACACCCAUAGCGUGAUGCUUAUAUAGGUUGGCAUGAUGACCUCAAAGUCUAGUAAUGUUGUGAUGCUCCUAGCAUAAUAGUGCAAUUUUGUAUACAUAUGUUAUAUAUAUUUUCUUUCUUACUACACGUGUGUAUUAUAUAUGUAUAAAUAUUUUGUACGACUAGUCAACAGCUACAGUUUCAUUUAUAAUUAUGCAUAUGUAACUUCGCCUGUCUUUUUGUUUUAGAAUUAUAUCUAUGUAUAUAAACGUUUAUAUUUUAUUAAUUUUUCUUUUACAAAAAGUUUUAAUUAUUUAAGAAAUAUUUUGUUGAAGUUUUUAACAUUUUUUGAAAGUGCAAUUUCCGAAUCGAAUUCUGAUCCAGAUGUAUCCUAGCAGGAGAUGAUUGAUCUCCCAACUCAGGUGCCACCAUUGACUCCAGGGACCAAUCAAAAAAUGACGCAAGCGUUGAGAGCAAGUUUCAGCAGUUGGGAGAAAGAAAGAGAACAACAAAACAUUCCCAAAGAUCCUAGACAGUGGAGUGAGAUGGACGUCGCCCAUUGGCUUAGUUGGGCCAUAAGAGAGUUUAGUUUGGAAGGUGUAAACCCGCAGAACUUUAGUAUGAAGGGCAAAGAUAUGUGCGCCCUUGGUAAAGAUGCAUUCCUAGCUCGCGCCCCACCAUUUAUGGGAGAUAUACUAUGGGAACACUUAGAUAUACUUCAGAAAGAUGCCGAUAAAGAGAGAGCAUCUUUAGAAAACGUUCCACCAAAUCUGUACGAAUCGGUAUGCAUGCCUGAAUUCGACGAAUUUUUUCAACAAGGUACUGGGUAUCCUCUACCCGAACAAAAAGUCACCCCCGUCAUGAACGGAGGAGGUACACCAGCAAGUACUCCGGCAUCGGGAAGUCAACAUUAUCUAGAAGGAGGUUAUAACCAUAUCUCCGAAUCGAUGCACACGUUGAAUGAGAUGAGACAUGAAGACGUUGUUCUUGGUCAGCACUAUGACGAGACUCAGGAAUAUGGACUGGAAGCUGCACCUACCCAUCACACAUACUUGGAUAACAGUUCAGAGUUCUAUCCAACAGACGCUUCUCUGUCUCUCAGUCAAGAAUCAAAGUAUCAACCUCCAUAUAUGGGAAAGAAUUUUCGAGGGAGGUAUCCUACUCAUGACAUGGGAGUAACAGAGGGAUACAGCCCUCACCAUUACGAACCGCCGUUUCAAACCGUUCCUUCCUCUGUGCCUACAUCUCCCGGCCAGUGGCCGCCGGAAUUGGGAGCUCACAUGGGCCUUCAGGGAAAUCACGCUCCGCAUCCCCACCAUCCUCACCAUCAGGGAUUCGGAGGACUCACAACGCGAGACAAUCCGCUCGGACCCAUGGGCCACGUGCAGACGCAAGUCCCGGGACAUGGAGGUGACACCAAACCCGUCAUUCAGGCCGCCGUACUCGCAGGUUACUCGGGAAGUGGUCCUAUUCAGUUGUGGCAAUUUUUGCUCGAACUUCUUACCGAUAAAUCAUGUCAGGGAUUCAUCAGUUGGACAGGUGAUGGAUGGGAAUUCAAGCUUACGGAUCCUGAUGAAGUGGCAAGGCGCUGGGGAAUACGCAAAAACAAACCCAAAAUGAACUAUGAGAAACUUAGUCGUGGCUUAAGGUAUUAUUAUGAUAAAAACAUCAUUCAUAAAACCGCAGGAAAGCGAUAUGUCUACCGUUUUGUAUGUGAUCUGCAAGGAUUAUUGGGAUAUUCUCCAGACGAAUUGCAUGCCAUAGUUGAUUUGAAACCGGAGAAAAAAGACGACGAUUGAACAACUUACAAGUCAAAUCAAGCUGCAAGUUUGAUAUUUUUAUUACCCUUGGAUCUGGUCAUUGUCUCAUUUUAGAUUUAUUUUCAUAUUAGUUGAUAGGAGGGCAGGAUAUGCCAAUUAGUUGAGCAAAAAAAAUUAAUAUUUUAUACUCUUCGCGGAAUGUUGCUGAUGUAUUGUUAUUAUUGCAAAGACAACAGACACGUCCCAUCCCAGACUGUUUUGAUAACUAAGAAGUCGAGCUUGCUCAGAUUAUAUAUAUGUAGUAUUAAGUCAGAAUAUUUUCCAAAAAACUUGGUCACAAUUUAUUAACACAGUAUGACGCUCCUUCGUCUUGUUAUCAAUCAGAUUCUGGAAACUGGGAUAAUUAUUGUAAAUAUAAAUUGCUUUUUAUAUCUAUAAAAAUAGGAGGUUGUUAUUUUUUAAUCUCCUUUGGGAUAUAACUUUAUGAAAAAACAAAGACUAGUUAUGUUAAGGUCACUUACAUUUUUUAGAAAGAUAGUAUUAUCUAUCCAGUAUUUUCUUGUCACCAUGUUGCAUAAUAUCGAGUUCAGAUACUUUUUAUCUAGUUUCAUUAUGUACCAAAAAGUGCCUUAUUCGAAUGUGAUGCUACAAAGUUGGGUGGAUGGUAUAUUGCCCAUGAGGCAUGUAUGUCUGCUACUAUUUCAUCUAUCAACAUAACUAAACGCACAUAUCCAUCUCCAACCAUGGUGAUACUUUUUUCCACACAGCCCACCCUCUUGCGAUCAGUGAUGCUGAUCUCAAGUCAUGUCUCUUGUGGGAGAUUUUGUUAUUUCAAUUGUCAAAUGAGUGAUGUGUGCUAUGUGUAUGUAUGGACAUUUGGCAGAAAUGCUGUUUUUUUUUUCGUGUUAUUUACAAGCUGCACAGAAAUAUUUUGUAAUCUUUGUAUGUUUUCAAAUACCAAAAAGAAAAAAAAGAAAAAAAAAAAGAAAAUAUUGGACUUUUGAUUUGGCAUGCUAGGGAGAACAAGAUAACUAUAGACAUGUUAUAGUAAAUAACUGUAUAUUAUAUAUAUAUAUAUAAACACAAAAAAGUAUUAUAUGUCAAAUAGUUGUCUUCCAAACAUUUUACCAUAAACAAUUUUAUGAAAUGUUAAGAUAUAAAAAUAAUAGUUUACCUUUUCGGAGGGAGAUGAAGUUAUUCAUAUAAUCUAUUUUAUAAACCCAAUAUAUAUCAAAAGUCCUCAAGAAAAAAAAAAAUUUAUAUAUAUAUAUUGUUAUUUUUAAAGUUUUGUGAGUAUUGUAUUGUAUACAAACUUUAAAAAAAACAAAAAAAAAAGAAACCAAUGUAUAGCAAUAAGUUAUUAGUACAGUUUAAAUAAAUAUUAAUUACACAACAGUGUGAUUACAAAAAUAUUGUUUGUCCUGUAUGGUACGUAAAUGUGCUAUUGAAUAUAGUUAUGGAUGACGUGAUCUUAUAUUUUGUUGAAGAAUGUUAGUCAUAUAUUUUGUUCGAAAUCCCGAGAUGCUAAAUCGAAUAUAUAAUGUUCUUUUUUUGUUUGCUUUUAACUGUACUUAAAAUAGCCUAUGUGUGAAAAUAAAAAAAAAAUGCUUAAAAGAA